AUGGAAACCUUUUGUGUCGUGGCACGAUACAAAGGUGAAGGACGUAUGCUUCAAUUCACCAUAUUGAGUUCAUGGGAAACAGUAAUGGGUGACAUAAGUGAGCGGUGGGCAUUGGACGGUUCUCAGGUCAGGGUAAAGUUUGUGACACCUGACUCGUACAAGACGCUUUGCCCAAUUGAGUCGAAUGUUGACUUUCAACGCAUGUGCCAUAUACAUCAUACUUUCAACAAAACCGUUGUCGACAUCAUCAUCGAGGACGCGAAUGGGUCAAUGGAUAACAACUCGGGCUCAUUGAUUCCAUCGAACGCCUUCUCAGCAAGUAUGAAUGCAGAUGUCAAGACAUAUCUGUCCCAACAUCCUUCGGCAGGGGCACUCAGUAUUGUUCAGUCUUCACAAACACUUGAUAGGGACCAUGGAGUUCGCCUACCAUAUAAGCGUGUUUGGAUGGGGAAAGAGAUUGCACGAGCCGCCAUUCAUAGUAAGGAGGUUAGUAGUUAUGAUUUGCUUCUCUGGUAUGCGGACAAAGUGGCUGAGAUGAAUCCCGGCAGUUUUGUAAUCAUUGAGAAUGACGGUGAUCGAUUUAAACGUGCUUUUUUCUCGUUUCGGGCAUGUUUGUUGGGUUUCAAGUUGGGAUGGAGGCCAUUACUUUUUAUUGACGGAACUCACUUGCUUGGCAAGUACGGCGAGAUUCUGUUGGGUGUAACUGCCAAAGAUGGCAAUGAGGGUAUCUUCCAUGUGGCAUUCGCAGUAGUUGACAACGAAACAGAUGAUAAUUGGACUUGGUUUCUUGCUACCCUAGGGGAGGCAUUGUAUGGAGAAGAUGAUUACGACAAAGCGAACGGCAGCCUUGGGAAAUCAUUGAAAGAACAAUGCUGGUCAGUAAUCGUGAAAAUUGCGUAUGCGUACACAUCUAAAGAGUUCGAUGAUGCAACACAUGAACUUGUAGCUAUAUCGAUCGAUGCACAUGAUUGGUUGUUACACAAGUCCGACAUUGAUCAUUGGUGUAACUAUUUGUUCAAGGGUAUGCAGUGGUGCGAAAUGUAUUCUAAUGUAGCUGAGUCUUUCAAUGCCUGGAUCAAAGAGGCAAGGCAUCUACUGGUAACAAGCAUGGUCGAUACCAUAAGGUUUAAACUGAUGAAAAUGCUUACUGAGUGGCGCGAAGUGUCUGCCAUGUGGGACACAUACCUUUGCCCUGAGAUACGCAAGAAGGUUGAACAAAUCGUCGAAAUCAGUCGGUUUUCGAGGGUGGGUCGAUCAAGCGAUGACACUUACGAAGUGGUUGACGAGCACAAUAAUGCCGUCAACCUACGCUUACGUAAAUGUUCUUGUAGGAGAUGGGACGUACAUGGACUGACAUGCAAGCAUACAACUGCUGUGAUUAUGCAAACAGACACAAAUGUGCACUGCUAUGUCGACCAAUAUUUUACAGCAGAAUCAUAUUGUCGUACAUAUGCCGAACCAAUAUACCUGAUCCCUGACAGUGACAAGCCAUCGGAUGAUGACCGUCAACUGAGAAUGCGGCCACCGAUAGCAAAGAAACGACCCGGCCGUCCGCGAAAGAAACAGAUCGAAUCACAAUGCUUUGAUGUGCUCGAUUUACAUUGUGGAAGGUUACUGAGUAAAAUGAUAAAUUUCUGUGUUGUUAAUGAUGUCAUUGUGUAUACAAUUGAUAUUGCUGUGUAA
Molecule: messenger RNA, 1683 nt
Organism: Dioscorea cayenensis subsp. rotundata (Guinea yam)
Lineage: Eukaryota; Viridiplantae; Streptophyta; Magnoliopsida; Dioscoreales; Dioscoreaceae
Exons: 6
Coding region: 1-1683 (560 amino acids)
Molecular function (GO): zinc ion binding
Source: RefSeq, a predicted model, not a curated record